UCCACUGCUGUCAUUUUAUAUGUAUAUGGUUACAAUUAUCUGCGUUCCCAAUGUGCCUAUGAUGUAGCACCGGGCGGGCUGUUAGCUAGUGUAUAUCAUCUUACGAGAAUAGAGUAUGGUAUAGAUCAACCAGAAGAAGUAUGUAUAAAAGUAUUUGCCCCAAGGAAGAAGCCCAGAAUUCCAUCUGUUUUCUGGGUUUGGAAAAGCGCGGAUUUUCAAGAAAGGGAAUCUUAUGAUAUGUUGGGAAUCUCUUAUGAUAAGCAUCCACGUCUGAAACGUAUCUUAAUGCCGGAAAGCUGGAUAGGGUGGCCUUUACGUAAGGAUUAUAUUGCCCCCAAUUUUUAUGAAAUACAAGAUGCUCAUUGA
Molecule: messenger RNA, 366 nt
Organism: Linum tenue
Lineage: Eukaryota; Viridiplantae; Streptophyta; Magnoliopsida; Malpighiales; Linaceae
Source: the annotation of a GenBank genome assembly